AACGUUAUAGUACAUAUUUUUAUUUUAUCAAGUGAUCCUACAACGCAGAAAUGUCUCGGGACAGAUUUAACCUCAACGUUAGAGGAAAUAAUCGUGGAGCUGGAUUUCAACGCCGGGGAGGUGCUGGUCCGAUGCGAGGUGGAAUGGGUAACAUGAAUAAUUUCAGACAAAACCAACACCCUUUUCAAAGAGGGCCUCAUCCCGGCAACUUUGGAAAACCACCCAACCAGAUACCUCAGAUAACCCCUCAGAAGCCACCCACACCAACUCUUUCCCAGCCAGGCGCUCAAGCGAUUCGGCCACCACCUACUCCUGGCCCUGCGCUAACCAUGAAGGGCCCCAUACAGCAACAGCAGGCCGCUGCCACAGCAGCUACGGCAGCAGCAGCAACUCCGACGGCCGCCGCAGCAGCAGCAGCAACUCCGACGGCCGCAGCAGCAGCACCUCCGGUGGUCGCACCUCCGGCGGCCGCAGCAACAGCGCCGGCGGCUCAACCAAAAAUGCAGUCCCCACCUCCGAAGCCUGUUCCUCCGAAACCCGCACUUUCAUCUCCCCCACCAAACCAAAUUAAAAAACCCGCUCUCUCAUCUCCCCCACCAAACCAGAUGAAUAGGAACCAGCAAAGACCAGGACCCGGCAACGCCAAUGGAAAUAAAUCUGCACCCGCGAACAAAAAAACUGAACCUCAAACGCAGAAGAACACUUCAAAUGAGGCCGAGGAAGCCCACCCUCCCAAUGAGCUGAGAGCGACAUUGUCCUCGUUGCGCAGACCUGGCGAGAAGACAUACACUCAACGAUGCCGCCUUUUCAUUGGAAACCUUCCCAACGAUAUCUCAGAUGACACAUUCAAGAAGCUGUUUGCGAAGUAUGGCGAGCCCAGUGAGAUUUUCAUCAACAAAAACAAAGGCUUUGGCUUCAUACGCCUCGAAUCCCGUGCAUUGGCUGAGAUAGCUAAAGCUGAGCUGGAUGAUGUACCCAUGAAAGGCAGACCGCUUCGGGUGCGUUUUGCGACUCACUCGGCUGCACUGUCUGUGAAGAACUUAUCACCUUUUGUUUCCAAUGAGCUACUGGAGGAGGCCUUUUCCCAGUUUGGAGUGGUAGAGAGGGCUGUGGUAAUUGUAGAUGAUCGCGGGCGCUCCACUGGCAAGGGCAUUGUCGAAUUUGCCUCUAAACCUGCUGCACGAAAGGCCCUGGAUCGUUGCAAUGAUGGAGUCUUCUUGCUCACCACGUCACCUCGUCCAAUCGUUGUUGAGCCCCUUGAACAAUACGAUGAUGAGGAUGGUCUACCAGAGAAACUGGCACAGAAGAACCACAACUAUCAUAAGGAGCGGGAGGAGCCACCCAGGUUUGCCCGUCCUGGCACGUUUGAGUUUGAAUACUCUAAGCGUUGGAAGUCCCUGGACGACAUGGAGAAGCAGCAGCGCCAGCAAGUGGAGAAGAACAUCCGCGAAGCCCGCGAGAAACUGGAGGGCGAGAUGGACGAUGCUUUCCAUGUGCACCAGGCCAACAUGAUCCGCCAAGAUCUGCUGAGGCGUGAGGAGGAGCUACGACGCAUGGAGGAGAUGCACAGUGCAGAGAUGCAGAAGAGGAAAGAGAUGCAGCUCAGGCAGGAGGAGGAACGUCGCAUACGUGAGGAGGAGACGCUCCGCCAGAGGGAGAUUGAGGAGCAAAUCCGGCGCAAGCGGGAGGAGGCCUACAGAAGUGGGAACUUCAUGGACAAUAGGGAUAUGAGAAUGACUCAGGGUGGUGCCAUGGGCAUGGCUGACAAUCAAUUUGGCUCACCCAACCAGAAGUUCCCCAUGGGACUCCAAGGCAUGGGGGGACCCAGUCCUGGGGGAGCCAUGAUGCCCAACGAAAUGCGAAACGAGCGGAACUUCCCUCAGGGAGGCCGGGGGGCAAUGGGUCCUAACAACCAAGGGUUUGGCAGGGUCCGUGAGGAGUUUGAUGGGCCUGCCAAGAAGCCCCGCUUUUAAAUCUUUUCAGUGUCCCUCAUAGCAGUGUUUUUGUGUAGAUUCUCUGAACAUCUUCACAUUGAGUCAUUGUUAUAUUUAAGUUGAAAGUGUUCUUACACUUUAGGUUUUUCCUUUUUGAUUUUGUAUUUGUAGUGUGAAAUUGAUGAAUUGGUCACUCUCAGUAAUCACAUAGCGCUAUCCCACCUAUGUAUAACUUUCUUUCCAGUUGUAUCGUGCUCGUGUCGUAAAUGGUGAUAAAUGUAAAAUUUUCUCACCUUUCUAUGGCUGUGUUUUGUGCCAUUUAAGAUUUGAACUAAAACCAUGUAACUUUACAAUAAAGACCUAGUUUGGUUCUUUCCAAA
This is a messenger RNA of Salmo salar (Atlantic salmon), 2314 nucleotides long. It is a transcript of the gene sfpq, whose product is annotated as splicing factor proline/glutamine rich (polypyrimidine tract binding protein associated). Lineage: Eukaryota; Metazoa; Chordata; Actinopteri; Salmoniformes; Salmonidae. Gene Ontology annotation, molecular function: RNA binding. The record is from RefSeq and is marked provisional.